UGCGCCUGGCUCCGUGCGCGGAUUCCGGAGCCAGCCGCGCUCCCCGCAUUCCUGCUGCCCCUGUCACCCCCACCGGCUCCGGCACCCCCAGCUCGCCCGCAGCCGGCCGAGCGCUCCGGAACACGGAGCAGGUUGUCGAGUUGCCAUUUGGGGCUCGGGGUCGGAGCCCAGAGCAGCCAUCACAAUAGCGUCCAACAGCUGGAACGCCAGCGGCAGCCCCGGGGAGGGGCAGGAAGAUGGACAGGAGGGAAUGGACAAGAGUCUGGACAAUGAUGCCGAGGGGGUGUGGAGUCCAGACAUCGAGCAGAGCUUCCAGGAGGCACUGGCGAUCUACCCCCCCUGCGGCCGGCGGAAAAUCAUCCUCUCGGACGAAGGCAAGAUGUACGGUCGCAAUGAAUUGAUAGCGAGAUACAUCAAGCUCCGGACGGGGAAAACACGGACGAGAAAACAGGUGUCCAGCCACAUACAGGUUCUAGCUCGGAAGAAGGUGCGGGAGUACCAGGUUGGCAUUAAGGUCUCUAGCCACUUGCAGGUUCUAGCCAGACGGAAAUCUCGCGAGAUUCAGUCCAAGCUGAAGGCCAUGAACUUGGACCAGGUCUCGAAGGACAAGGCCCUGCAGAGUAUGGCCUCCAUGUCAUCUGCACAGAUCGUAUCCGCCAGCGUCCUGCAGAACAAACUCAGCCCCCCUCCUCCUCUUCCUCAGGCUGUCUUCUCUGCUCCCACCAGGUUUUGGAGCGGACAGCCUGGACCCUCUCAGGACAUUAAACCAUUUGCACAACCAGCCUACCCCAUCCAGCCACCAAUGCCUCCAUCACUAGCCAGUUACGAGCCCCUGGCUCCUCUCCCACCGGCUGCCUCGGCCGUGCCCGUCUGGCAGGACCGCACCAUCGCCUCCGCCAAGCUGCGGCUCCUGGAAUACUCGGCGUUCAUGGAGGUGCCGCGGGAUGCUGAAACGUAUAGCAAACACCUCUUCGUGCACAUCGGGCAGACGAACCCCUCAUACAGCGACCCCCUGCUGGAGGCCGUGGACAUCCGCCAGAUCUAUGACAAGUUCCCCGAGAAGAAGGGGGGCCUGAAGGAGCUCUACGAGAGAGGACCCCAGAACUCCUUCUUCCUUGUCAAGUUCUGGGCGGAUCUGAACAGCACUAUCCAGGACGGUCCUGGGACCUUCUAUGGCGUGAGCAGCCAGUACAGCAGCGCAGAGAACAUGACCGUCACCGUCUCCACCAAGGUGUGCUCCUUCGGGAAGCAAGUCGUCGAGAAGGUAGAGACAGAGUACGCACGGCUGGAGAAUGGCCGGUUCGUCUAUCGAAUCCAUCGGUCCCCCAUGUGCGAAUAUAUGAUCAACUUCAUCCACAAACUCAAGCAUCUCCCGGAGAAGUACAUGAUGAACAGCGUCCUGGAGAAUUUCACCAUCCUGCAGGUUGUUACGAAUAGGGAUACCCAGGAAACCUUGCUCUGUAUAGCCUUUGUUUUUGAGGUAUCCACCAGCGAGCACGGCGCCCAGCACCACGUAUACAAGUUGGUCAAAGACUAGAGGCCCUGUGGGAUGGGCAGGGCGUGGGGGGGAGAGGUCUUUGCAGAGAAGCUGCCCGUGCAGGAUGCCUCGGCGGAAGUCUUUUGAAAACAAGAAAAAGAAAAGCCAAAAAGACUGACUCACAAUCAAAGAUGUUUUCUACUUAGGAACAAUUUUUUUAAAAAAAAAAGAAGAAAAAGAAACCAUAGAGCAAAAGGAAGGGCUCCUCCAGAGCUGGAAGGGGAAAGACUUGGCCUUCGUUGUUGCUGAAGCCUACCGCCUGUGUGCCUUUCCCAGCAUGCCUUCCUAGAGCGGCAUGUUGCCACAUAGACCGACAACCCCUUCUUAAUACCCAGAUGCACCUCCUUCCUCCUUGUUCAGAUAUAAAUGAUCGUGCGCCCCGGCCCAGCUCUGCCUGGCUUCGUUCUGAUGAGCGGGUGGUGCCAAAAUGGCCUUUUGGAGUGGGAUGAGAAAGUGGAUGCUGCCUGGUUUAUCCAACAAGACAUGGUCUGGUCUGGAAUCGGGCAAGGGAAAGGGAGAAUUUUUCUGCCCCACUCUCUGCAGUGGGCUAUGUGCAAAGCCAGCAUGGGCCCCAGAGACGCAGGUCAGGUCUUUGUGUGGAACGUCCCCGUCAGUUAGUUGCAAGAGGGAAUGGUGACUGUAAAAAACGUUAUCACAGCAAUGGCACUGAGCACUGUAUUUGUUUCAGGAGUGCAGCAAUCCUGCAACACUGUCCCUGGAGCUGUGGUUAUGGAGGUACCAAAGCAAUAUGCCUGGCAUUAUGGUUCGUGCGGGAGGGCGCUGGUCCCAUGCAGUGUCCCAGAUGUUGGGAGUGUGGGUGCAUCACUUUGGAGUGUGUGUUGAGAGAAGAGGGUCCUAAGUGCAUGGCUGUUUGUGGGAGGUCAGAGCAGGUGGUGGGAGGACAGGAGGGUAGCAGAGGGACAGGAGAGGGCUCAGCUGGAGAAAAGAGAUCUCAGAGGCUAUGGAGACAGCAGUAUAAUGGCUGUACCCAGGCAGAGUCCGAGAGGGCUAUGUGCUAGCAAGGCUGCGUGGGGAAGUCCCUGGACUGAGAGAGGAUGGGAUCACCCAGGAAAUUCUCAAACAUCCCGAGUGACUGGAAGCUUUAAGCAACUCUUGCCAAUGUUUUGGCAUCUGACUUCGUGGCAGAGACGCAGGAAAAGCUUAGACCAAAGCCAGAAGAUCAGUUUAGCAGGGUAUUAACUUUCCCUACCAACCUCAUUGCUUUCCUGAUCGUUCCCAUCUGCAGGCAAUGGAGUGGGAUCUACCCAUCCACCACAGUGGCACCUUAUAACCCACCUCCCAUUAUCCCUAUUAGCCAAAUCCACCAAUGGUGUAAACCACACAAUUCCCUGGACUUCAGGGGUGUCGCAUUGGCUGAAAUCUGGCCACGUGGCUGUGACAAAGUGGAAGGUGGUGAUAUGGCUGCGGUACAGCUUAAAGGGACACUGUUGGGAGUGAAAGUCCAAAAUUUAGGAUUUGUAAUUUAAAGGGGCAGUCGGGAGAGUUGUCCAAACUUGAAUGGAAACGUUUUUUUCAUAAUUUUUUAAAAUGAGGUUAUAAAAUAUGUAUUUUUUUAAAAAGAGAGCGUAUUUUUAAUUGGGGUUGAACUCUCCUGCCCCUGCAGCGUUUGCAGCCCAGCCUUGUGAAAGUGACUGGAACCAAAGUGAAACUGACAGAUAUAGUGUCAGUUCAGAUGCAGGAACAGGCCAACUAGCAAAACAAAAAUAUGCAAAAUGGAUCUGAGUGUGGAAAAAUCUGGUUUUAACGACCUCCGGGGCUAUUAGUUGGCAGUGCUGGAAAAGAUGUUUAUCUGGGGUUUUGUAACAAAAAUCCGGGCCCCAGCACUGUGUGUCUAUACAACACCUAGCACAGUGGGGCCCUGCCAAGGCCGCUUAGUGCUACUGUGAAACAAAGCAGAAUAAAGGGUGAUGAAUGUCCUCCUCUCCCACUGAAGUCGGUAGGAGUUUGGGCUCUCUGCACCAUCCGGGCUUAGGCCCAGGGGUUUUUACUCAGUAGUGUUCCUCUAAUUAUUCAUUUGUGGCUUAAUAGUAAGUAAUAGGGAAAUUGCAACAGCAUUGUGUUUUCCUACCCUAAUUUACAUAUGUAAUUUCCCAUCUCUUCCUCUUCGGCAUUUUCGGUCUGACUUUUUUUCGGUUUAAGCUUUUCCCUUGCCCCAUCUGCCCUUCCCACAGCCUCACGCACUUCCCAGCACGCCUCUCACACUAAACUGCCUCUCCUAUGCCCUUUCCAAUCCCCGCUGAGGGACGUGGCUUUUCCACUGAGGAGCUCGGAGCCUGUCACUGGAAAUGGGGAUUUCCUUUGAGAACUUUGUUACUAACGGGGGGGAGCUCUCGGGGAGGAGCCGAUACUGCAGGAGGGAGUUAGGAGUGGGAACCUGCUUCUUUUGCCACUAAGGCGAGUGAGUCUGCCGGAGGCUGGAGCAAGAGAGAUUGCUAGCAUGAAGAGGGGGAAUGGAUGGGCCUGCUAGUGGCUGGAGUCCAGGGGUCCUCGAUGCCCAGCUAGAUUAGCUUGUAGGCCUGAUCCCAGCGAGGCUGCUACAAGGGGAGGUCCCAGUGCUGGAAAAAUGUCCGUCUCCUAGGAGACUGCAGAUCUCUGGAAAGGGACCCAAAGAGAGUGGGGGUCUUUGAGAUGGUGCCUGAAGGAAGAGACUGGCCAUAUCAGGCGGACGGUGAUUGUGCAGAUCUCAAGGGUUUGGUGCAUGUAGGUGGCAUAGAUGUAGUGGAAGGAGAGCAGGGGGGACACUGUCCUUAGGAUCCUCUCCCUUCCUCCCCAUCACUUUGCAGACUUCUCUUCCUUUCUCUGUCUUCAGGAGGGGGCCUGCUCCGGAUGAAGGGGUAUAAGGGGGGGAUCUCACAGACAUGUGAGCCCUACUGCAUUGUGCUGCUUCCUAAACUGGUGGGUUAAUGGCUUGUCGUUCCAUUGCUGCCUUCCUCCCUCCGUCCUGGGAGGAAAGUGAGAGCAGUGCUGGGUUGAGGAUGCAGAAGGGAGGGGAAGGGGAUGUUAUGGAGACUGACAUUUCAUUGCUUCAUACCCUGUCUUUCCCAGCUGACUUAGCCUCGCUUUCAAGGGGCUGAAUCUUCAGUUUUGACCCGUUUCUUCUUCCUUUUUAUCCCCCUCUGCUCGAGCUAGGGAUUGAUUAGUAUGUUGUUCUGAUGGCUAGAUGCCCAGACAUUGCUUGGUGGCACAGUUAUUGCAUAGCUAGGUAGGCAGGCAGCCAAGCUAUGGGCCUUUGAAUCCAAUAUGGCGGCCCUGGGUUUCUGUGACCAGGGGAAACUGUCAGGAGCAUUGAGGGAAUUGUGAAGAGGGAGCAGGCUUCCAACCCUUGAAGGAAACCAUCUGUUGGUCAAAGUUUUUCUAGUACAACGUAUUGAACUAUUCUAAUAACAUUGCAAUUGGUGCCACCCAUGGGUGUCCUGGAAACCCCUCCCUGGGGAGUCUUGACGGACACUCCCGUGCCCACGUGAGCCUGAGGAGCCGCUGGGACCCUUGACGGGGCGGCCUGUCGGAACCAGAGCAGUAAUACGGCAAAGCCCAGGGCACUAGCUCAGGAAACAUACCUUACUGCAGAGAAUACACGGCGGUGCUGGGGAGCAAACAGCAGGCGCUGAAGUUCCAAGGACUGACGGUACAUGGAAUUGAGAGCGAAGGCGCGUGGAGACUCCCAGGACUGCCAUCCCUCCACCCCUGAGUAUUCUGAGCCUUGGUCCCCAGUCCCCUUGGGUGGGUAGAGCAAAUGUCCCAGGCUCCUUGUUCCCCUUGGCGUGGGUGGUGGUGGUGAUAGUGCUGGGAGAGUAGCUGUCCCCCAGAGUGGCACAAGCUUCUUUCCUCGGAAGACUCGGUCAUCGGUGGCUGAUUCUCGAAGGCCGAGCGCACUGAUGUCUGGAUGCUUCAGCCCACCUCUAGCUGUGGGGUAGGGAACAGCUGGAGUAGCUCUAGUGGGAAGAGGAGGUGGGGAGCUGCCGUCUGUGCAGUCUGGGAGGGGGAGAAUCCUGAAUCCCCGUAGUCCCAGGCAACUCUCCCUUUCUGUGCCCGUGUUCCAGUGGUGGGGAGACCUGGCUGGGUUAAUUAUAUGUAGCACGUUUGUUUGUUUCACUCGCAGAUCUAAAACUCUGGGAAUUGAGGUUCAACCCCCCCCUUUUCCAAGCAUUCCCAUCAGCAUGCGGACACACAACAAUGCCCCCCUGCUCUUCCCCUUCCUAAACCUGCCUUCUCGAGAGAGGGCGCUGUAUACACUCCUGAGGCAGGCUCCUGUCCCCUCGCCGAGGGGAGGGUGGGGGGAGUUUGCUCUGCUAGCCGAGUUGGGCUUUAUAAAAACCCAACACAACCCCGCCCUGCCUUUGUUUUUGCCCUGCUCCCGCACUGGGCGAGAGCCCCAUUUGAAAGAAUCUCUUCUUAAACUGGACUGUUUUAUGUUUCUUAGCCCUUCAUCUGCAUCCCUCCCUCCCUUGUAAUCUCAGAGCAUCAUGCAGUAGAUCCGCUGCCUAGUUCCCUGGCUGUUCUCACACACCCUCUGACCUCUGGUUUGCGGACACAAAUACACAUGCACGUGCUGCCCGUUAGCCCGGCUGCCGCUCACCCCUAAGGGACAGCAGCAGAGAUGCCAAGUGCUUGGCUCUCCCGUAAUGGGACUUAAACAGGUACCCAGAGACUCUUAAUCAAUAACCAAGCCCCUUCCUUUCUUCCGCCCCCACUAUAUUUAUGAAUUUCACAUGAAGUACUGUUUUAUUUUUUUAAAGACUUUGUAAAGCUUACCAGGGUUACGGUCACCAUUUGUAGAGCUGUCAGUCCACAAUGUAAAACCAUUUUUUAUGUAUUAUAUUUUUUGUGUAUUUUUUUAAUCCAGCUGUGAUGGGUUGUAUCAUAUAUUUGUUGUGUUUACUGUAUCUGUCCAACUUCAGCGAGAUGAGACAGUGGAGCUCCUACUAUGGGUCUGCUGAAAACCAUUAAAAUUAUUUGU
This is a messenger RNA of Terrapene triunguis (Three-toed box turtle), 6515 nucleotides long. It is a transcript of the gene TEAD3, whose product is annotated as TEA domain transcription factor 3. Gene Ontology annotation, cellular component: transcription regulator complex. The record is from RefSeq and is a predicted model, not a curated record. The transcript is spliced from 14 exons. Gene Ontology annotation, biological process: positive regulation of transcription by RNA polymerase II; embryonic organ development; hippo signaling. Gene Ontology annotation, molecular function: DNA-binding transcription factor activity, RNA polymerase II-specific; RNA polymerase II cis-regulatory region sequence-specific DNA binding. NCBI's taxonomy places the organism in Eukaryota, Metazoa, Chordata, Testudines, Emydidae. Bases 251 to 1537 code for a protein of 428 amino acids.